Microdochium trichocladiopsis is the source of this 411-nucleotide messenger RNA. Its product is annotated as putative ribosomal protein L26. Gene Ontology annotation, cellular component: cytosolic large ribosomal subunit; ribosome. Gene Ontology annotation, molecular function: RNA binding; structural constituent of ribosome. The coding region runs from base 1 to 411 and encodes 136 amino acids. The transcript is spliced from 3 exons. Gene Ontology annotation, biological process: ribosomal large subunit biogenesis; cytoplasmic translation. Lineage: Eukaryota; Fungi; Ascomycota; Sordariomycetes; Xylariales; Microdochiaceae. The record is from RefSeq and is a predicted model, not a curated record.
AUGACCAAGCACGCUGCUUCCGGCAUUGCCUCCUCCCGGCGCAAGUCGCGGAAGGCUCACUUCUCGGCGCCUUCCAGCAUCCGCCGCAACAUCAUGAGCGCUCCUCUCUCCAAGGAGCUUCGUGAGAAGUACAACGUCCGCAGCAUCCCCAUCCGCAAGGACGACGAGGUCACCAUUGUCCGUGGCUCCAACAAAGGCCGUGAGGGCAAGGUCACCUCUGUGUACCGUCUCAAGUACGUCAUCCACGUCGAGCGUGUCACCCGCGACAAGGCUUCCGGCCAGAGCGUCCCCCUGGGCAUCCACCCCAGCAAGGUCGUCGUCACCAAGCUCAAGCUCGACAAGGACCGUGAGAACAUCCUUGAGCGCAUCAAGGCCGGCCGCGAGCUCCGCGCCAAGACCCAGAAGAAAUAA